CAAGACCAAGGUUUUCGAAUUUUGAAAAUACGUUAAUCGACGUUUUCUUUGUCGUGUCUGUUUGAAAGUUUUCUUAUCGAAUAUUAAGAAAAAGUGAUCGUGUGAACUUUGUUAAAAGAAAUUAUCCAUUAUUAAAGUAUUAUAAAUACGAAGGAAGUCUAACGCGCAGUUUAAGCUAAUAUUAAUAUUGUGAGUUGUGAAAUUCGGUGCAAGUCACCAUGUCUGCGAGAGAAAUCUACUAUUCUGAGAAAUACUACGAUGAGGAACACGAGUACAGACAUGUUGUCCUGCCUAAAGAGAUGGUGAAGCUCGUGCCCAAGAACCACCUAAUGUCGGAGCAGGAGUGGCGCAGCAUCGGUGUCCAGCAGAGCCAGGGAUGGGUACACUACAUGAUGCAUCAACCUGAGCCCCAUAUCUUGCUGUUCCGGCGAAAGAAGACCAAGUAGAAAUGAAGUGGAUACAAUGCUAAGUUCUCAUUAGAUAUAAAUGUAUAGUUUUCUCUAAGUUUAGUAUAAGAUUCUGCCCAUAACUUGUUCCAAAUCUCCGUCAAGAUAUAAUAGUUCUUGUCCAUCAGUAAUUUUUGUCAACCAUGAAAUGUUAGGUUCAAAUCAUUUUUUUUCAAUGUAUUGAGUUACCAACAUUAACUACCUUAUGAUAUUAUUUAGACUUUUCAGUUUAUUUUAUCAUGACAUACUUGAAAAUUCUAUUUCUCACUGUCAUGGAUAAUGAAGCCUGAACAUUUGGGCUUAUAAUAAAUUAUGAUUUAGUACAAAAUAUAUUGACGUAACCCACCUGAAAAUGUUAUUUUUAUGUGUUUAUCAUAUUGAUAUUGUAUCAUGUUUAAGUAAGAACAGUUAUAAACAAAUUGCUGGCUCUGUAUUACAAGGUUCUAUGUUAAUUUAUAUUUAUCUUGGCAAAGUAAAAUUUCAAAAUUCCAUAUUUGUAAAAAUAAAAAAAAAACAAUAUUCAUGUUUUCUCCUUUAUUUGUCUUUUGGGAUUAUUGAAAUUUUUGUCUAAUUGUGAUAUAUAAGUAAAUUUAAAAUUUCUGCAAAAUAUAUGACAUACAACCUUGUAACAAUUAGCCAGUAAAAUAUUGUGCAGUUUUUAUUUGAAUUAAUGUCUAAGUUUCUUUUAAGACAAAUGAGUAAUGGAAAAUAUAACAUUUUGUUUACCUUGUCAUAUAAGUUUAUCAAAAAGUAAUUGAGAGUGAGAUAUAAUUCAUAUUAAUAUAGUGAUAAUGUCAUUUAAUAUGCAGGUCAUAGUAAUGAAUUUCUGAAAAUAAAUGAGCAGUCUUGACUAUACAAUACAUUAUGGGCAAUUAAUUUUCAUUCCAUAUUUUUAGUAGUUAAUUACAUCAAUAUUUUUUUUUUUACAAUCAACAAUAUUACUUCCAAAAAUCAUUUUACUUGUGAUAUAUUGUGAUAAAUACAAAUUUGCUGUAAUCUAACGAUUUCCAGUGUGUUGGUUUGUCCUGUUUUGGCAUGUACAGUGUUAAGAGUUUGACCACCAUUUUGUGUGACAAUUUGACAUUCAUUUAUAUUUGCAUGUUGUAUAUAGUAAAGUAAGAAUCGUCAGUAUGUGUAAUCAGCACAUUGGCAGCAUUUUUUCUAUCCAGUGUCUUAUUGAAUUGAACACAAAUAAAUUAUUUGGUGCUAUGU
Molecule: messenger RNA, 1658 nt
Organism: Manduca sexta (tobacco hornworm)
Lineage: Eukaryota; Metazoa; Arthropoda; Insecta; Lepidoptera; Sphingidae
Gene: Cks30A
Product: cyclin-dependent kinases regulatory subunit
Exons: 3
Coding region: 219-446 (75 amino acids)
Biological process (GO): regulation of mitotic cell cycle
Cellular component (GO): SCF ubiquitin ligase complex; cyclin-dependent protein kinase holoenzyme complex
Molecular function (GO): ubiquitin binding; protein kinase binding; histone binding
Source: RefSeq, a predicted model, not a curated record